AUGACGAACGAUGCCAGUUACAACCACGGCCUCGCCUACGAGGGCGAAAAGACGCCCUUUCUUUCCGGGAAUGAACCAUUCUUCGACGACCUAGAGCACGCCGCCCACUCCCCGCCGUCGCCCGGUAUCCGUCUCCCAGCAUACCUAUCCCAGUACCGUCCCCGACAAUGGAGGACAUCCAAAACAAUAUCCAUACCCACCAUGCCGACGACAUCAACAAUAGGACCCGGUGCCCGCCGCGCCCUGUCUAACCUCCCCUUUCUCCUCCGCCGAACAUUCGUGUUCCUCCUUCCUAGUUUUAUCCAACCGCUGGUCUCGCCUACCCCGUCCUCUGGGUCGCAGCCGUCUGCCCGGCCCGGCCCGACGGCAUAUCUUGACGGUAUGCGGGGGCUGGCGGCGCUGAUUGUGUUUUUUUGUCACUUCCUCUACACCUCCUUCGUCAUCGCCCCCGGCUACGGCACGGCCCAAUCGCACUACCACCUCCCCCUCCUCCCCUUCAUCCGCCUCCUCUUCUCCGGCCCGCCCAUGGUCUGCCUCUUCUUUGUCGUAUCCGGCUACGCCCUCUCUCUCAAACCCAUCCGCCUCAUCUAUUCCCGUUCCCAUUCCCGUUCCCCCCCCUCGCAUUCUUCAGCUACGAAAAAAGACCCCGACGCCGACCUCCUCCGUACCCUAACCUCCUUCACCAUCCGCCGACCCCUCCGCCUCUUCCUCCCCCCCUUCCUCUCCACCCUCCUCGUGAUCCUCCUCGUCCACUUCGGCCUCUACGACGCCACCCGCCCCAUCGCCACCAACCCCGUCCUCUUCCGCAACGUCCGCGAACCCCACUUCGGCUGGGACGACUCUAUCCGCUCAUCCACCCUCUGGCAACUCAUCCGUGGCCCCUGGGCAAAAGACAUGUUCCGGUUUGUGCACGUCUGGGACUGGACGACGCCGUUUGGGGGCAGCACGGGGUUGGAUGUGCAUUUGUGGACGAUACCGGUCGAGUUUCGGUGUUCGAUGGUGGUGUUUUUGACGGUGGUCGGGACGGCGAGGUUGAGAGGGGGGUGGAGGGGGUUGGUGCUGGGGGGGUUGGCGGGGUUUGGGUAUGUGAGUGGGAGGUGGGAGAUGGUGUUGUUUUGGGCGGGGAUGGGGUUGGCGGAGUUGGAUGUUGUUAGGGGGGCGCAUGGGACCUCGGGGGGUUCUUUGGGUUCGGGUGGGGAGAAGGGGGGGAUGGUCAACAGCAGCAGCCGUACAUCCUCCCCCUCACCAACAACCCCCCUCAAACACCGUCACCGACACCACCACACCCUCCUCCACCGGGCCUUCAUCACAACCCUCAGCAUAACCGCCCUCUACCUGCUCUCCCAACCCGACGAAAACGGCGCCGAAACCCCCGGCUGGGUCUACCUGACCAGUCUCAUCCCCCAAUGGUGGACCGACGAGCACCGCUACUGGCAGAGCGCCGGCGCCAUCCUGUUCGUGUACGCCGUGGGACGGUCCCGCGGGUGGCAGCGGUUCUUUACGCUGCCGGCGAUGCAGUAUUUGGGAAGGAUCAGUUAUGCGUUGUAUUUGAUGCAUGGGCCGGUGAUGCACACGGCGGGGUAUGCGAUUCACCGGUGGGCGUGGGGGGUGACGGGGACGGAGGGGGCGUAUGAGGCGGGGUUUGCGCUGGCCGCGGUGGUGAUUGUGCCCGUGGUGAUUUGGGCGGCGGAUGUGUUUUGGCGGGUGGUGGAUGCGCCCGUUGUGAGGUUGGCGAAGUGGGUGGAGGUGAAGUGCUCGGUUGCGGAGUAG
Molecule: messenger RNA, 1770 nt
Organism: Dichotomopilus funicola
Lineage: Eukaryota; Fungi; Ascomycota; Sordariomycetes; Sordariales; Chaetomiaceae
Product: acyltransferase family-domain-containing protein
Exons: 3
Coding region: 1-1770 (589 amino acids)
Biological process (GO): polysaccharide biosynthetic process
Cellular component (GO): membrane
Molecular function (GO): acyltransferase activity, transferring groups other than amino-acyl groups
Source: RefSeq, a predicted model, not a curated record